AUGCUGCCCGAACAGUUGCUCCCACUGAAGAACGUGACUGUGGCCCCGGUGGACCCGCUCACGGACCUGACGACACUGCCAGAAGCGCACCUCGCCGUUCUUUCGCUCCGAGCGGAUCUCGACAUCCUCCUGCGCCAGCGCGCGUAUCACGCUUCCUUGGUCAAGGUGGUGGAGGAGAGUAAUGGCGAAGACUUGCGCGCCUUCCUCUCGACUCCGCUUCCUCGACCGCUCCCGGACUCCCUCGCCAGCUUAGCCCUGCACCAGCUUCUCUACAUGCAGUUCCAUCCCGACUGCGACUCCGACGACCUCGCGAACCUCGCCUACCGCAUCUUCCUCGCCAAACUCGACGCUGAGAUGGCAAGCCUCCGAUUCGACUUCGCCCUCCGCAAGUACACGAUGACCUGGGACGGAGGGGAGAGGGAAGAUGAGGGGGAGAUGGUGUUACGAUUGGAGAAGAGCGGGGUGAAGGUGUUGGAGGGUGAGGAGGAGCUGUUCGUGCUCGAGCCGGAGAGGGUGCUCAGCUUCUACGUCGAGGAGUGCAAAGAAUCAGAAGCGCCCGAAACCCCGACAAUCCUUGUCCUCCGCCUCUCGCAAGUCGACCUCGGAUCGUACAUCUCGAUCCACGACCUCGAGGUCCGCCUAUUCCUUGACACGGCAGAUUUGGAUGGGGAGGCAGGCGAGCGAUUGACGAAGACGUUGGUGAGCUGGGCGGCGGCGGAGAAGGCAGAAUUGCCGGUCGAGAACGAGGUCGACAUCGAGCCAAGGAUUGACCUGGAGGCAGUCCCGGCCGCACCUUCAACCGCUCCUUCACCCUCGUUGGAUCUCAGCGCGCAGGACAGCCCCGCAACGCCCGCGACGUCCCUCCCGCCGCCUUCGCCGGUCAUCAACGAAGGUUCCGCUAAGCGGCCGAGGAAGCGCGUCAAGCGGAGCGUCGAAGACGAAAAGCGCGACCCGGUUGAGCAACCUUGGCAGUACCUCGGCGAGAGGAGCGUACAUGUGACUUGGCAUCCUGGCCUGUACACCCGCCAAUUCGCCCUUCUCCGCGCCAUCGCUCCUCGCGUCGUCGAGGACCUCCCCGACCCUCCGUCCUUCACGACCGAAGAACUCGCUCUGCUCUCACUCGCUACUGACCCCAAGACUCUGCCGAAGUUGCCGUUCCCGCCGGAAUCGGUGCCGCAGCGGUACAGGCAUAAGUGGGAGGAGAGGCUGGCGCUUGAGCGGAUUUAUCAAGAGAGGGAGCGCAUCAACGUUGACCAGACCCGUCUCGUCCUCCUCACCUCCGACUUCCCUUCACUCCGCCUCUACGCUCAAGUCCUCUCGAAGGUCGUCAAAGCUCGCGACAUGCUCACGAAAGCCUACGACAAGGUUCUUCAGGCGAGACUGUACCCGCGCUUGAAGGACAAGACGACUUAUGACCCCAUUGAGCGGAUUGUGGUGUUGGUGGAAAGGCUGCGCGACGAUGUGCAUUACCGCAACACCCUCUUCUCCACCUCGAACGUCGCGCUCGUCACCGUCUCGCCUCUCUCUGACGCCGACAUCGGCACCGGUCCUGCCCGUCGCUACGAAGCGGAGCUCAAGCUCAUCGUCGAGUACGAGAAGGAGGCAUUGAAGAUUGCGAGGGAGAAGGUCGAGGGUCGCAGGGUGACAAUGUGGCGUAGGCAGUAG
Molecule: messenger RNA, 1665 nt
Organism: Rhodotorula toruloides NP11
Lineage: Eukaryota; Fungi; Basidiomycota; Microbotryomycetes; Sporidiobolales; Sporidiobolaceae
Exons: 7
Coding region: 1-1665 (554 amino acids)
Source: RefSeq, a predicted model, not a curated record